Molecule: messenger RNA, 1827 nt
Organism: Panicum virgatum (switchgrass)
Lineage: Eukaryota; Viridiplantae; Streptophyta; Magnoliopsida; Poales; Poaceae
Product: endoglucanase 19-like
Exons: 2
Coding region: 79-1566 (495 amino acids)
Biological process (GO): carbohydrate metabolic process
Molecular function (GO): hydrolase activity, hydrolyzing O-glycosyl compounds
Source: RefSeq, a predicted model, not a curated record
GCUCUGCUCGGGAGACCCACAACCACUAACCAACUGUCACUGGCGGCGAGUCCACUUGGCCGAGCCGCCGAGCGCGCCAUGGCGCCCAAGACCGCCGGCCGCUCGCGCGUCCUCGCCGCGCUCCACCUGCUGCUCCUCGCGCCGGGCCUCGCCGCGGCGUUCAACUACGCCGACGCGCUCGCCAAGUCCAUCAUCUUCUUCGAGGGCCAGCGCUCCGGCAAGCUGCCUCCGGGCAACCGCAUGGCGUGGCGCGGCGACUCCGGCCUCAAGGACGGCGCCCAGUACAAUGUGGAUCUGGUGGGCGGGUACUACGACGCCGGCGACAACGUCAAGUUCGGCCUGCCCAUGGCGUUCACCACCACGAUGCUGGCGUGGAGCGUGGCGGACAUGGGCAAGUUCAUGGGCGGCGAGCUGCCGCACGCCCGCGCCGCCGUGCGCUGGGGCGCCGACUACCUCCUCAAGGCCGCCACGUCCACCCCCGACACGCUCUACGUCCAGGUGGGCGACCCCAACCAGGACCACCGGUGCUGGGAGCGGCCCGAGGACAUGGACACCCCCCGCAGCGUCUACGCCGUCACCAAGGACCGCCCCGGCUCCGACGUCGCCGCCGAGACGGCGGCCGCGCUCGCGGCGUCCGCCGUGGCCUUCCGCCGCGCCGACCCGGCCUACUCCUCGCGCCUCCUCCACGCCGCCAUGCGCGCGUUCGAGCUCGCGGACCGGCACCGCGGGUCCUACAGCGCCGGCGCGCUGAGCUCCGUGGUGUGCCCCUUCUACUGCUCCUACUCCGGGUACCAGGACGAGCUCCUGUGGGCGGCGGCGUGGCUGCACCGCGCCUCCAACAACGCGUCCUUCAUGUCGUACGUGCGCGCCAACGGGAUGCAGCUCGGCGCCGGCGACGACGACUUCUCCUUCAGCUGGGACGACAAGCGCGCCGGCACCAAGGUGCUGCUCGCCAAGGGGUUCCUCCGGCGGCGCCUCCAGGGGCUGCAGCUCUACAAGGCCCACUCCGACAGCUACAUCUGCUCGCUGGUGCCGGGGACCAGCGGCUUCCAGGCGUCGCAGUUCACCCCCGGCGGGCUCAUCUACAAGGAGGGCGGCAGCAACAUGCAGUACGUGACGACGGCGACGUUCCUGCUGGUGGCGUACGCCCGGUACCUCCGGUCCGCCGGCGCCUGCGCGGUGUGCGGCGGCCGCGACGUGGCGCCGGCGGAGCUCGUCGCGCUGGCGCGGCGGCAGGUGGACUACAUCCUGGGGAAGAACCCGGCGGGGACGUCGUACAUGGUGGGGUUCGGCGGCCGGUACCCGCGGCGGCUGCACCACCGCGGCGCGUCGAUGCCGUCGGUGCGCGCGCACCCGGGGCGGAUCGGCUGCGACGAGGGGUUCCGGUAUCUGCACUCGGGCGCGGCGGACGCCAACGUGCUGGUGGGCGCCGUGGUGGGCGGGCCCGACGCGCGCGACGGCUUCGUCGACGACCGCGACGGCUACGGCCAGACCGAGCCGGCCACCUACAUCAACGCGCCGCUCGUCGGCGCGCUCGCCUACUUCGCCGGCACCGCCAGGUACUGACUGGUCGGUCGUGGAGGGGCGCCGUGCUGUUCACCAGGCGGGCGUCGGGUGUCGUGUCCGUAUCCUUGACUCGGUGAGUCGUGACAGUGUGGGAGCGCCAGGGCAAAAGAUUUGGUCGAGCUCCCCCGUCAGUUGUACGCGUCUUGCGUUGGUUGGUUUGAAUGUGGCUAGUGUGGUGUACUACGUGUAGUUCGCAGAUUCUGCUCGUGCUUGUGGAGUGGAUUUCGCCGUUUGGGGCUGGACUUGUGCCCGUACCUCCUA